CACACCCUUUUAUGGAACAGUGAACACAUUAGCAAACCGCUUACUAAAAGAACAUUUUCAUCGUUAUUUUGAGGUUAUAAAUUAAAAUUGUUUACUACUAACCACGGUCUUGGAAGAUAAGGUCGGACACAAGGUGGAUAUAUAGAGGUGUAAACACUCUGAUUAUAAAUUGAUUGAAAAAUGUACACCAUUUGUGAUUGCCACCGGGAGCGCUGACUACCCGAUGAAGGCUCAUAAUGUUCGUACUUCUAUACGAAAAUACGAUUUACAAUGCUGAAUGCUUGCAAGUUGUAAUGCCAUAAAAAAUAAAAAUAUAAGAUAUCAAUUUAAUUUAAAUAAUGAAUAACUUAGAUGGAUUUUUAUUAAAUAAUUUUGAAACAUAAAUCUAUCUUCAAUUAUACAAUUAUUGAUAAUUAUCCACAUUUUUUUUGGGAAUAUUGAUUUGUGGAGUAGUUGUAGACAUGUUGCCUACCUAUUUGUGUUAUAAUUAAAAAUUUAAAUUUAUGAAUUUAUUGUAAUGAUUGUCAUAUUGAAAUAUAUUGAUUAAAGUACCUACCUAAUUGUAAAUUUGUUAUUUCCUUAAUUUGGUACCACUACUUGUCAUAAUAUGUUUAUUUUUGUAAAAACAUAUUGUAGUUAUUCUAAUAAUGGAAUUAUUGAAAAUACCAUCUCACUACUCAAUGUCUCUAUGGAAAUUAUUUAUGUGUAUAAUAAUAGUACCUAUUUACAUCAUAUUAUUAUCCUAGUGUACCUCUUUUGGCUUUUGCAUUCUUUUAAGUAUCUACACAACCUACUUUUUUUGUACAAAAGGUGGUAUGAAACUUAUUUUUGUAACUUAUCGAGUAUUGUAGUAUGCCUCUUAAGUGUUUUGUACCUGGGUGUAACUCUGGGUUACCCAAACAAAAUAAAAUAUACAAACAGCAGGGAGUAAAACUGCCUUCAGUAUUCCAUCCUCCUGAGAACAUGAUUGAUACAUGGAAUUUAAAAAUUCCACGAGCAGAUAGAUUAUUAACCAAAAAAGAUGGAGUAUGUGAACUCCAUUUUGCUCCUGAAGAUAUUAUUUCAUAUAGGAUAUUUGAGGAUGCAGCAGGAAAUGAAAUAAAACAUCAGCUCAAGAGAGUUAGUUUAAAUGCUAACGCUAUACCAUGUAUUUUCCUUAAUUUACCAUCUUAUUUCAAUAAAAAUAUUAAAAAACGAAAACCUCCAAUGGAAAGGUCAAUAGUACCAAACAAUCGCAAAAAGAAUAAACCCAGUGAUUUAAAGCCUGUAAAUGAAAUAAUUAAUAAUCCUGAAUUGGUCACUGAUAUAAAAGAAAAAAAUAUAAUUGAACCACUCAGCUACAAUGUUCAUACUGAUGCAAAUAACAUUAAGUUACCAUAA
Messenger RNA from Metopolophium dirhodum (rose-grain aphid), 1380 nucleotides. RefSeq lists its product as uncharacterized. The coding region runs from base 853 to 1380 and encodes 175 amino acids. NCBI's taxonomy places the organism in Eukaryota, Metazoa, Arthropoda, Insecta, Hemiptera, Aphididae. The record is from RefSeq and is a predicted model, not a curated record. The transcript is spliced from 3 exons.